GAAGGGGGGACACAGAGGGAGGAAGAAGCGGCGACGGCGGCUCCUCGGUGCAGAGGGGGAAACUCCGCGGGCUCCGAGCAAGAAUAAUGCGGUAGCAAGGCGGGCUGCUUGCUCCCGACUCUGGCUUAAGCGGCGUCAGCCCGAGCAGCGGCAGCGGCAUCACCCCAGGCGCUGACAGCUCCGCCGGCCGGCUCCCUCGCAGACUGCCGACUGUCAAUGGAGCUGGAAAACAUCGUGGCCAACACGGUGUUGCUGAAAGCCCGGGAAGGCGGUGGAGGAAAGCGCAAAGGGAAAAGCAAGAAGUGGAAAGAAAUCUUGAAGUUUCCUCACAUCAGCCAGUGUGAAGACCUCCGAAGGACCAUAGACAGAGAUUACUGCAGUCUAUGCGACAAACAACCAAUCGGGAGACUGCUUUUUCGACAGUUCUGUGAAACCAGGCCUGGGCUGGAGUGCUACAUUCAGUUUCUGGACUUAGUGGCAGAAUAUGAAGUUACUCCAGAUGAAAAACUUGGAGAGAAGGGGAAGGAAAUAAUAACCAAGUACCUCACUCCAAAGUCCCCAGUCUUCAUCGCCCAAGUUGGCCAGGAUCUGAUCUCCCAGACAGAGGCGAAACUCCUGCAGAGGCCCUGCAAAGAACUCUUCUCUGCUUGUGCUCAGUCUGUCCAUGACUACUUAAAGGGAGACCCUUUCCAUGAGUACCUGGACAGCAUGUAUUUUGACCGUUUUCUGCAAUGGAAAUGGUUAGAAAGACAACCAGUAACCAAAAACACUUUCCGGCAGUACCGAGUGCUGGGCAAAGGGGGCUUUGGAGAGGUCUGCGCCUGCCAGGUUCGAGCUACAGGUAAAAUGUAUGCUUGUAAACGCUUAGAGAAGAAGAGGAUCAAAAAGAGGAAAGGAGAGUCUAUGGCACUCAAUGAGAAGCAGAUUCUUGAGAAGGUCAACAGCCAGUUUGUGGUCAACCUGGCCUAUGCCUAUGAGACCAAAGAUGCACUGUGCCUGGUCCUGACCAUCAUGAAUGGGGGUGACCUGAAAUUUCACAUCUACAACAUGGGGAACCCUGGCUUUGAAGAAGAGCGAGCCUUGUUUUACGCAGCUGAGAUCCUCUGUGGCCUGGAAGAUUUACACCGUGAGAACACUGUCUAUAGAGAUCUGAAACCAGAAAACAUCCUGCUGGAUGAUUAUGGCCACAUUAGGAUCUCAGACCUGGGACUGGCCGUGAAGAUCCCCGAAGGAGACCUUAUCCGUGGCCGGGUGGGGACUGUUGGCUACAUGGCCCCAGAAGUCCUGAACAACCAGCGAUAUGGCCUGAGCCCUGACUACUGGGGCCUGGGCUGUCUCAUCUAUGAGAUGAUUGAGGGCCAGUCACCGUUUCGAGGCCGCAAGGAGAAGGUUAAGCGGGAGGAGGUGGAUCGCCGGGUGCUGGAGACUGAGGAGGUGUACUCCUCCAAGUUCUCCGAAGAGGCCAAGUCCAUCUGCACCAUGCUGCUCACCAAAGACUCGAAGCAGAGGCUGGGCUGCCAGGAGGAGGGGGCUGCUGAGGUCAAGAGGCACCCCUUCUUCAGGAACAUGAACUUUAAGCGCCUGGAGGCUGGGAUGUUGGAUCCUCCCUUCGUUCCUGAUCCCCGGGCUGUGUACUGCAAGGAUGUGCUGGACAUUGAGCAGUUCUCCACUGUGAAAGGUGUCAACCUGGAUCAUACGGACGAUGACUUCUACUCUAAGUUCUCCACAGGCUCUGUGCCAAUCCCAUGGCAAAAUGAGAUGAUAGAAACGGAAUGCUUUAAGGAGCUGAAUGUGUUUGGACCCAAUGGUACCCUCUCACCAGACCUGAACAGAAAUCAGCCUCCGGAACCUCCAAAGAAAGGGUUGUUUCACAGACUCUUCAGGCGUCAGCAUCAGAACAAUUCCAAGAGUUCACCCACUCCUAAGACCAGUUGUAACCACCGCAUAAAUUCAAACCACAUCAGUUCAAACUCUACUGGAAGCAGCUAGUUUCAGCUCUGGCCUUGAAGUCCAAGGUGGAACCAUCUUAGACCCUUCUACUUGGAAGCAGAACUUGUAGGUGGUGGAGCUUCCACUGUGGCUGGGUAGCCAGGAGAGCUUCCCUGGGAACUGGAUUAGGAUACUGUUCAUCCCAACAACAAGCCUCCAAGUUUCUCAAAGAAAUCCACUCAGGUCUGUUUUCCAAGGUGGCCCCAAGCCGGGGUGGACUAGAAUUUUCCUUGUUGAACAUUGCAAUAGAAACCCAAUGGGAUAUGACAGCUUACACGGAUUUUAAUAGCAUCCUAACUAGAACUGAAUUUUGUCUUUAUUAUUUUUAAAGGAAAGUUUUGUAAAUUUCUCUAUUGUCUCCGUUUACAUUUUGUAUAUUUGUAUUUAAAUGAAAGUCAGACUUUGAGGGUGUAUAUUUUCUGUGUAGCCACUGUUAAGCCAUGUGUUUUAAGACAUUUUAGAUGGGGGGGUGUUAUAAAAAAAUGUGACUCUAGACUUCCAGAGCCUCAAAAGAGAAAAUGUUUUUAUUAAAUGUAGAAAAUGUUUCACCUUUUACCUUUAAAGACCUGAUUACAUCUCCCUAUAUCCAUCACUCUGUGUAACUAUCACUCUCCUGUUGACUUGUAACAAUGUUAAUGAAAUGCCAAAAUGCACUUGGAACAUCCUCCCCCAAACGCUCUCUGGGAGUAGGACAUCAUUGGUAAGAAUACUUCCAUGGGCAGGCAUUCAACACUGCAGGUUCUCUUGUCCUCCUGCUGCUGGGUGUCUGGCAUGCAGGACAGGGAAUCCUAAGUCACUGGGCUGCAGAUCUUGGCUGCUAAAGCCAGUGGUUUCCAAGAGGUUCCUUACUCUGUAUUAAUUUUAGUUGUGUGUACUGAUGAUAAGGAUCAGUCUUGGAAAGCCAAGUCUUCUCAACCAUGGGACUAUGGAGAAGUGUGAAUUAGGGGUCCAUCAUGAGUGACUACCUUCGUGCCUGUUUAGGCCUUGGCUGGUCAGUAAAGUGAUCACCAAAUCAUGACACUUUCAUGGGGACCCCACAGAUUUGUUGGCUCAUGGGACAUGAAGGAAGUCAUCUUUCCAGGCAAAUGGGAUGCUUGAGAAGAAACUUGCACUAAUGAAGUGUAAGACAAUCUCAUUGUCACUUCUCAAGGAGAGCUGGGCCAAAAGCUGGUUCUAAUUGGGCAUCUCAAAGUCACAGGCUAGUCUGGAACACUUGAUGGACUUAUCUUUCCAGCCCUGGGAAGUUGUUGCCCAGCCCCUGAAAUCCGAGGAGGUGACAAGAUACAGAUUCUCCCCCAACUUCUCACCAGGACAGGGUGAGCAGCUAGUCUCACUGCUCCCCUGGGAGAAUGAGGCCCUGAGUAUGAUUCUGCCUCAAAAUUUGUCUCCGCCACCAACUACUGGGGUUCCUUAGGGGUGAGCCAGGUGCUACCUGAAUCAGCUCCUGUUAAAAUGAGAUUCCUGGGCCACACCCCAGACCGAUUACUUGCUGAUCUCAUUUGUAGUACAGGCUGGUCUCAAAUUAAAGAUCCUCCUGCCUCAGCCUCCUGAGUGCUAAGAUUACAAGUGCAUACUACCAUGAAAUCUGCACUUUUUAAAAAGCUACUCAGACCCUUCUGAUGCCCCACAGUGUGAGAACCAUGCCCCAGGCCUGUGGGUAUGGCCAUUCCAAAUGUGUUUUUCUGAGGGACCUGAUAACUUUGGGACUUGAGCCUGUCAGGAGGAGAAUCCCAAGCAUGUCAAUCUUAUAUCUUUGACUGCAAGAUCUCCCAGGGCUCACUGCUAGAAAGGAGGCUGGCCUCUGGGACUAAUCAUCCUGAAGUCAGUUACCCACAAGAGAGGAAACAGUCAAGCUCUAUGGUGCAUGGUUAACCUCAAGCCUGGCUCUGUGGCUGCUUCUAAACCUUUCUUGGGCUUAUGUGAAGCAAAUGCAAACGACCAUAUCCAGGUUCUACUCAGUACUUCCAGAUCAUCAAACUAUUGCUCAUGAUUCUUCCUCAAAGGGAAAAAAAUUGUCAUCCUUCUGGGAUGGUCACCAACCCUAGCCACAGGCGACCCCUGCCUCCUUUUUACCCCUGCCUUCCUAUUUCCCCGCCCAAAGACAUUUAACCCUUGUCAAGUAGGUAACUGUUGGGAAACAGUUUCUCCUUAGUCCUCAAAAUCAAGGCCAUGUCCAUUUGCAGCAGAGAAUCCCCAGGAAGCUAAACAGAACACACACGUCUGGCUCCCAUGUGUUCCCAUCAGGAGGUCCUGAAAGACCUGUGCACUGAAAUGUGCCUGAGUGCCAAUGGAAGGUGGGAGUAGUCAUGUGUUCCAGUCUUUCAGUUUGAUUGGCCUACUCAUGGCUUCCUAACAAGAAACAGUGCCUGAAAAGUGUUCCUCCUCCCUGACUGAGUCUUCCUCAUGCCCUGGUUUCUAUAGCUGCAUUUUUAAAAAGGUUUUUGUUUUUAAAUAAAAACAAGCUCUCUUCCCUGUCCAGAAGACAGUGUAUAUGGACAAUGAAUGGAUGACACUUUGCUGUGCAUGUGAGCUCUUUGCAGAAGAACCUUUCUUGCUUCAAGUGUGGUGUGUUUAUCACCAGAUAUUCACUGACCUGGAGUGAGAAGCUUCUCUGCUUUUGCUGUUUGGGAAAUAGGCCUCUGUCUGCAGUAGGUAGGGGGGGUCUCCGCUAUAAUCAUUCUGACUUAAAAUUGUGUGUUACACCCUUUAGCAGGGGAGGUGGGGGGCUCUGAAUAUCACCCCCAGAAUAUCAAGAAUGCCUGAUCCCUACCUCCAAGGAAGAUGGUGUGAAUCCUCUAAUCAUUCUUUUUUUUUUUUUUUUUUUUUUGGUUUUACGAGACAGGGAUCUCGGUAUUGUUUUGGAGGCUGUCGGUCCAGCCUGGCCUCGAACUCACAGAGAUCCGCCUGCCUCUGCCUCCCGAGUGCUGGGAUCCUCUAAUCAUUAUUAAUCCUGAACUACAAGGCUCCAAGUUCACUCACCUGUCUGGGGACAGGCAGCAAGAGGUCUGCUGCAUAGACCCAGGCAGGUAGCCACAGUGACAUGUAUACCUGACAGGCACUGACCUAUGGUGUUUCUGAUAAGUUCAUGUGCAUGGGGACAUGUGCAUGACACUUUUUUUGAAUUAGAGGCACAAAUAAGAUCGGGAGUCUGCCUCACAGCUGAGGCCAACCCCUGAGAAAGCAAAGACUGGGAAGUUUCCAUGCUUCUCCAAGGAACUUAGCCCUAAUAUUGAAAUAUAUUAUAUUCUUCUGGACCAAGUACUUUUUGCAAGGCUGGCUCUACUUUCCAGCAAAUUAACUGAGCUACUGACCUCAACACAGUGCAGGCAAUGCAGCCCCUGGCAUUCUAAGCCUUGACAAAGGGAAUGGACAACUAAAGGUCCCAAGAGGAAAAGAAAAGGCUGAUCCCAACAAUACUGGGGUCUUCUUUUGAUAUAUUGUGUGUUUGCUUUUCUUAUUAUAUCCUUAUCUGCUCCCAUGUGUCUCCCAUUUUCAUAACCCAAUACCCUGAAAUAGGACCUUCUAACUUAGGUCUUGCUGUGGAAAGGCAGUUAUAAAGUCUCUUCCUCCAGACUACAGUUGGGAAAUCUCCACCUUUUUGUACCUGUUUGUGUAACCAGUCACCCAGCUAGUGAAACUGACAGGUAUGUUGGCCAGACCCUGCACAGGCGCACAUAAAGUACCUCCUCUGGCCCAAACUGAAAAGUCUUGACUCAGGACAAUGAUUUAACAUGUGACAAGCUAAGUCACCUUAGGAAAGAAGCAUCAUUCACCCUAAAGGAAGAUGCUGGGUGUUGGGCAUCUUUGCAGUUCAUCAACUGACCAUUCCUAUAAUAGAUCACAAAUAAAUGUUGUCCAUUAGAAAGGCAUUGUGGCUACUGGCAUCGUUAUAAUAAUAAUUCUAGUAUCCAAAGGUUCCCCCCCCAGGGAUAUUUUAGCAUUAAUGAAUGACUGUGGUUCCAUUUUGGAGGUUAUUCUCAAUGAUAACAGCUUCCGUUGUACUGCUCUGAACCUCUCAUGUUCCGUUCACUAUGUCACAGUGCCACCGUGUCUAGCCACAACCACUGUUGUUUUAUAAAGACAAAUAAAUUCCUUAAUGAAUAUAA
This is a messenger RNA of Mesocricetus auratus (golden hamster), 6095 nucleotides long. It is a transcript of the gene Grk5, whose product is annotated as G protein-coupled receptor kinase 5. Gene Ontology annotation, cellular component: cytoplasm. The transcript is spliced from 16 exons. Bases 217 to 1989 code for a protein of 590 amino acids. The record is from RefSeq and is a predicted model, not a curated record. Gene Ontology annotation, molecular function: G protein-coupled receptor kinase activity; ATP binding. Lineage: Eukaryota; Metazoa; Chordata; Mammalia; Rodentia; Cricetidae. Gene Ontology annotation, biological process: signal transduction; protein phosphorylation; regulation of signal transduction.